UGAUGACUUCCGAGCUCCACUCUACAAGAAUGUGGAGAUUAAAGGAAUCCAAGUACGGAUGAAAUGGUGUGCCACCUGCCACUUCUACCGUCCUCCACGCUGCUCUCACUGCAGCGUCUGUGACAACUGUGUUGAGAUUCCAAGGAGUGUUUAGAUGAUGGUCACUUCUCAGUUGUCCCAUGGAAUUUCUUUCUUCUCCUCUCCCCAGUGGCUUAGCAUGAAAAUCCAUUUUCAAGAAAUGAAGUUUUCUCAGAAAAAGAUUGCCCAAAACACAAAGUGGUAUAAACACUUGCGAUUUCAUGCUGCCAUGGGGCCUCCAGGGGAGGCAAUUCUGCAGCAGAAAUGAAAAUGGGAGAGAAUCCAAAAGUAAUCCAAAUAAACCAGCAGAACGCAAGGUGACUGCCUGCUUCUCAAGAAGAUUUGUUGAUAGUCGGAUUAGUUCAAUGCUUCUUACUGUUCUGAUGGGCAAGAAUGAAACGCUGCUUGUAUAAUUAAAUCAUGGUUGCUGUGAAGAAAUAUAGGCAGAAAGCAUUAAUAGCUUCUGAGUCAAUAAAUAGUGAUCUUAAACAGCAUACUUUAUUGAUUCUUGUGGUGCUUAUUUCUAUUCACCUGUCUAUUCUACAAGAGCUUGAAGACAGUGGUAAGAGUGAUUCUGCUGGCUUUUCAGUGUGGGACCCGUUCAGGGUUGGAAUUCACCUCUUUUGACUUUCAGUGUAGAAUGUGCUAUGAAAGUUCUUAGCCUGAAUAUAAAACUUUUGAGCCAGUUUGAUAAAAAUAACCUAACAACAAAAAAUGACAACGCUUGCAGAAAUGAAAGCGGUUGAAACCCAAAGCCUGCUGUGACCAGAUGGACUAAAAAAUAAAUCCAUGACAAAAGUAGUUGGAUUUUUUUCCUUACUGAAGUGUUCACAGUGGGUAUUUAUACAGUUUCAUAAUCUGUAGAUAUUUUAGGCAGUGUACAACCAGAUUCGCAUCAUAGACAUACGCUAUGUCAGCAUUUCAAGCAUAGCCUGAAAUGAUCUUUAGUAAAUCACCUCUGGCAUUUUCUGAUGUGCUUUGAGAAAACUAAUCAAUUUAUUUUAUUUAGUAAGGUUUUGGUAAAUACAUUGGGCAAAACUUACAAAUAUAAGCAUCUGUGGGGACCUGCUUGGUAGAAAAGUAUUUUUCUUGAGGCUCGCUAUUUAAAGUUCAGCUACAUAUAAAUUCAGAAAUGGGGAGAGAGUUCUGCAGUCAAUAUUGCAUCUUCAGAAUAUUAUAGGGUAUGAUAACUUCAUUGUAAUUGGCUCCUGAUGGAUGAUAAAAAAAAAAAUGAGUGCAUCUGCUGCCAGCGCAUAAAUAGCCAGUUUUAUGUUGCUUUGUGUUCUCUUAACUCUAUGCACCUCUCCAUUCAUAUAUAAAGAAACCAUUUGGUGCUAAGAAGAGCCUUAUAAAGAGAACGUACCUGGUUUGUAAAGCUUCAGAACUAGCUUGAUGCGAUUUUACAUGACAAUGGUUCAGAUUUACCUCUAAGAAAAGCUAUUUCCUUUCACUGUUUGGAUAUUGUUCCCUGUCUCUCCCUUUCUUUACAAGGAUUUUGACCAUCACUGCCCAUGGGUCAACAAUUGCAUAGGACGGAGGAACUAUCGCUAUUUUUUUCUCUUCUUGCUGUCCUUAAGUACGCACAUGGUUGGAGUAUUCACCUUUGGCCUGAUUUUCGUAUUGAACCACAUGGAAAAGCUGGGAGCAGCUCAUACCACCAUUACAAUGGCUGUCAUGUGUGUGGCUGGGUUAUUCUUUAUUCCAGUCAUUGGUCUCACUGGUUUCCAUAUUGUUCUAGUGGCACGAGGACGCACAACCAAUGAACAGGUGACAGGUAAAUUUCGAGGGGGAGUGAAUCCUUUUACCCGAGGAUGCUGCGGAAAUGUGGAACACGUGCUCUGCAGUCCUUUGGCUCCCAGUCUCCUCCACCUUCCACUGCAGGGAAGCUGUUUCAUGAUAACUAGGUACAUAGUUGAGCCCAAGAAGAAGCUAGCUGUGAGCGUAAAGCCUCCUUUCCUCAGACCUGAUUUAUCUGAACGACAGAUCACAGUGAAGAUCAGUGACAAUGGGAUCCAAGCCAACCUCAACCGGAGCAAGUCUAAAAUUAGCCUGGAAGGUCUGGAGGAUAAAGGUAUGGAUGUGCAACCACCGCUCCCACCCAAAGGAGAUCAAAGCAAAUAUACUGAGUUGAAAGGGCAGCUGGGGACCAGUGAAGAAAGUGGCCUUUCACCCAAACUGAUCAGCCCUCCUACGCCUGCCAUGUACAAGUACCGGCCGGCUUUCAGCAACAAUCCCAAAGUCCACUACCAUGCUGCAGCUGAGCAGAUCACCCUGCAGGAGGGACACAGCCAGGGGGCUCUGAUAGAAGAGGAUGGCAGGAGCCUUGAUUACCAGUCCGAACCCAGCCUGGACAUCCCCAGCUACAGGAAGAGCUCCCUUCACAAGACCUAUCAGUCUUCCCCACUCCAGAUAGAUUCCUUUGCCGUCAAUUCACGAUCCCUGAGCCUGAAAUCUGCUGGCAGGAGAGGGACUGACAAAGUGCCCCUUCAUCCAAUAAAGUCUGAAGGGGCAGCUUCCACUCCUUACAAAAGCAUCUUUUCUCCCAAUUCCCUGUCGAACAGAAAUGGGAGUCUUUCAUAUGACAGUUUGCUAAACCCCAUGUCGCCCUCGGGGAGGAAGUGCGUCGCCCAUUCUGCAGUCAGCUCUGUCGGGUACCACUCACCAUAUUUAUCAGCCAAAAUGUGCCAUCUACGGGGGAGCAAGCUGCAACGCCAACCGCCUCAGAGCUUCAGCCCAGUGCUGGGGGGCCCAGCUCCACAUCAGCGAGACCCCUCUCCAGUCCGCUAUGACAACCUUUCCAAAACCAUUAUGGCAUCCAUUCAGGAGAGGAAAGAGAUGGAAGAGAGGGAGAAGCUCCUCCACUCGCACCCUGAUUCCGUGUUUGCAGACUCAGGUGUCUAUGACACCCCCAGCUCUUACAGCCUUCAGCAAGUCAGCACACUCUCUGAAGACCCGCGCAGUAUGGCAAUGAGAUAUGGAUCUAGAGACAAUCUGAUGGCUGCUUCCAGUUUUAGCACAAGGAACCCUAUACUGCAGUCCUCAGUGUCUUCGCUCUCAAGUGCAAUGACAAGAGCACCAAGGACUUCCACAACCUCUCUGCAAGCUGAUUUAGCCAAUAACAAUGUCCAGGCGCAUCAAGCACUACAAGGCAGGGUGAGCAAUGGCUCCUACAAAUCACCAGGCCACCAGGUCCCAUCAUCCCCCACAGGAAUGCCUAGGUCACCCUCUUACGGAGGCCCAAAGGCUGUCUCAUUUGUAAACACUGUGGAAAUUACAGAGGUGCAAUCAGUGGGAGCACAAAGGGAUGACAUACAGAUGAAGACACCGCACAGUAAAAUAAAUGGACAGCCAAAAGGAAUAUCCAGGCUGGGCUCAACAUCAAGUUCCCAAGGAACACCUGUCAGCCCUGCUAGACACUCAAAUGUUAAGAAGGUGUCUGGAGUUGGUGGAACAACCUAUGAAAUUUCAGUGUAAAAUAAAAUUAAAUGAAAACAAAGAGCCAUCCACUCAGCCAGCCAUGAAGCUAGGAGCACUGUGAAGACUCAAUUAACAGCAAAGAAGGAGCAGAAGCAGCCAGCCACUGUCCUUUUCUUGUUUUGGAUUCGUUCUGUUUUCAUCUCUAUACUUCGGCCAAAUAAACAGCUGCAGCCUUAUUCUUGACAGAAUAAAAUUGUACAGUCCAUCAGAUUCAUCUUAACUGACAGACGGGAACUGGCUGCCACCUACCACCACAACCACAGAGAGAAGUUUUUUGUGCAAGAGAGUGCUAAAGCCACUGUGCGUCUGUCUGUCCAACACUGUGUACCAAUAGUGCAGUGAAAAAAAUGGUCUGUCCAGGAUCGUUCCAUUUUCCUGUGCCCCUUCCCAGUUCUUCUGGCCGGCCACGUGUCUGGCAGGAGUCAGAGAUCCGGCUGCUGCUUUUCUGCUGGUGAGGAAAGCAUGCUCCCUGUGCUGGGCAGUUUGCAGGUGUGAGAGCUGCCCUGCGUCUCCCAGGCGUUGCAGGUCAGGUUCUCCUAGGCAGGAGCAGGGCAGGGCACCCUGUUCCACGGACGCUGUGUCAUCUUCCAAAGGCUCCCUGCUCCCCCGUCCCAGCUGGGCGCAGGAGAAGGGGCAGUGGCAGCUCCUCCUGCUCUGCUGGUCGCCUCCCCACGUGUGAAAACGUGUGUGCGCCCGCGUGUCUGUCUGGUGGGAAAGGACCGCGCUGCCCGUGAGGAUCUUCCACUCUCACCUCUCAUCCCUGUUUUUUUAAAGGCUUCUCUGACUCAGAAAUAAAACCGUGUAGGCACAAAAGGAAGUGUUUGGAGGGGAACACGUUCUAAACAGUCGUCAGCUGCUUUCCCUGCACCCUCCCUCUUGCCUGUUGGAUCUGGGCGGUAAGGCGGCUACCAACCUGCCUGGUGCCGCCCUGCAGCAGGGUUAGCAUGAGCUGUUGAAUUCACAGUCUGUGUAACUGAGCCAAGCGUAAGUCUAUAGGAUAUAAAUUUGGUGUCUGCCUAAUGACUAGCACAUUCCUUCUGGUCUUCAGUACUGUUAGACAAAGGAUUUUUCUGUUUGGUUUUUGAAUUUUCUUUCCCACGGGGAACAACUUUUUAAAAUAAUAUCGAUCAAAUGUAUUUAACAUUCUGAGGUUUCCUUUCCCUGUCUCCAGAAAACUGCAUUUGCUUUGUUGGAUUUAAAGACAACUUCGCUGUUUAAAAGCAAACAGAAAACACAAGAAAGAGUUACGGUAUUUUUUGUCUCAGAAAUCAGAACUCUGGUAACUAAUUUUGGGACAAAUACUUACUUCUUUUUUUUUCUCUCCAUUCCUGAUCUCCUUUUCCUUCUCAUUUGCUAUCAAAAGUACGGAGGUCUGGACCAAUGCUAAGUAGCUAGCUUCUGUGUUCUGUUAAGAACAUCCUGAGUGACUGUUGCCAAAGUCAGUAAAAAUCAUUAUUUAUCACUGAGCCAGUCAGCAUAUGAAGCCUCAGCUUUCCACCUCAUUCUCCUGGUAAAUAGUUUUGACUAGAGAGCUAAAUUCCUUGUUUUGCAGGACAUUGGUUUCAAGGGGCUAAAUCCUUUCCAGGCCUUGACUAUAAUGGAGAACUCUCCAGCUAAUUGGUAGCAAUUCAGAAUGUGUCGAUAACAUUUUACUUGUGUUUAUAUAUGUCGAGAUUAAUUAUUCCAGAAGGCAAAUAUUGACCUCAGUUUUGCUUGGUUAAAAUUGAUCUUUUGUUUUGAUAAAUGUUGACAUUUACUGCAAUACAUGGUUACUACAUGUUCCCUUUGUAUCGCAUAAUUUUUGGAGAGGAAGAUUGAAGAGAACAUAAUUAUGUGUAAAGCUCUGUACUGUCUGAAGGGAGAAAUCUAAAAAGCAGAGCAGCUGAAAUAGGCCAAAGUUGUGAGAGAGUGAACUAGAAAUCAGUGUGCAUUUUAUGGCCUCAGUGAUAUUUUAAAUGCCUGCUGUGAGGGCAUUGCAGAGCAGAGAAGCUGUAGUCCUUCUGUGCAGAUUUGUUUGCUGGCACGUAGAAUAUUGCCUUUAGUUGGAGGCACCGCGGUGCCAGAAGAAUGCUGGCAGACUGGAUCAAGUACAGGGGGAGCAAUAUAUCAUAAAAGACUGGACAAGCUGGCUGAUAGGAAGAUUUAAAGGGCUAAAAGCAUGUCACUGGCCAAGAAACAAAGUGGAAAUAGAGUAGGAUAAUUUUACAGAUAUGUUGGUUAAAAUAGGUAAAACCAAAGGCAAAUCAAAGGGUUGUUCUGGCAGCCAGUGGUCUGUCUACAUUCAGAGGGAGGAGAGAAGAUGAUAGGGAAAGGGAAGGGGAGUAGUCGUCCAGGGCAGAGUACUGGAGACUACCAAGUGAAGACAGUCAAACCAUAUUCAGACACGUGAUGAGAGAUGUUUCUGUUCAAGGCGAAGCUGCGGGGCCAAGGGGCUGCACCCAGCGGCCUCACAGAUUUCUUCCAUCUUUAACCAGUACUGAUCUGCAGCUCCACCCUGAUGUUAGCUGCUCGGGAAGGUGCAGGGCUUCCUCAAGGACUGGAAUUCACUCUGGUACAAUAACAUGAGACUUACCUGCUUGUUAAGUGUCAUGUGUGCCACUCGUAAGCCAGAAAGAGGGGAUGAGUGACACAGAAUGCGAGCUACUCAUCUAGACGAGGGCACGUAUCAUGUACCUCUGAAUAUGUAAGUGAAAUACGUGCAAGCAAAGCUGGGAGUCUGCACCAGUGUUGUAUUUGAGAUUUGCAUCCCAGUGAUGCUCCGCUCUGGUCAUUCUUUCUCCUGCAUUUGUAAAAGAAAAGGCUACUGAGGAACUUGAAGGGCCAGAGAGCCUUUGAGGUUAACUACAUUAGUUCAUGACAGAAGAAUUUCUCAGUAAGACUGAACACAGUGGUGUACAUAUAAAGCACUGAUAUCCCGGGUGCUUUUUGAAAGAAGGGGAUAGGGAGGAAUGGAUGAGUGCACUGUGUCAUUGCAGGUUCAGAUGUAAGGAUUAAAUAUUUUGUGGGUAGAUUUGGCCACAGUGGAGACGCAUUGGCUAUGGUAACAAGUUUACAAUGGUACCAAAGUCUUUUUUUUUUCUUUUUCUUUUGAGGUUUGCAUAUAAUUCAGUGCACAUAGCCUGGAGUAAAUCAUUCAAAUCUUCUGACAGAAUAAGCUGAGCAGAACUGUUAACAGGAGAUUGCAUGCAGCAAAUCCAGCCUCCUUCCCACCCAAGGCACUGAACCUGCAGCCAUUCUCUUAAAUGUAAGCACCUGCGUCCAUAGCUCCUGUUAUAGGACUGGGGACCUACUUACUGCAUCUGCUUUAGGAGCAGAAUCCCCCCUUGUUAAAAUACUGUUCUUCAAACAGUUCACAGAUUAACAGCCACGUUCUUCUUCUGCCCAGACCCUCAGUUUUUACAGGCACUGCAGCCAAAUCUUCAGGUGGUGCAAACUGGCGUGGCUCCAUUGAAGCUAAGCAAGUGAUGCUGAUUUACAGUAGGUGGGAUCAGCUAUGAAAAUCCAGCACAAGUUAACACAUAUUAUAAAGUAGCUUCUUGAUUUUGUCAUGUUUAUUUCAUGUUCAGAAGUCUUAAAGCUUUUCAACGUGUUUUUAUUUUUAGCUGCGGAUUGUAUUACUUUUUGGAAAAAACAGCAAUAGUUUUUAGUUUAUGCAUCAAUGUUCAUCGCAUGUUGCAUUUCAUUAGCCGUUCAUUCCCUGUUCAUACACUCCCAUUUAGCCCCCAGGUUUCCAUUGUAGUGCAGUCUGCCUUGAAAAGUUGGAUCUCUGUAUCUUUAAUUGUAUAAUAUAUUGAGCGUUAUGAAAUUAAAUGUACCUUACUACAUGGGUGGGAGAGAGAGGAAAUAUUUUUACUUGAAGCCUUAAUAUUUUCUUUUUUUACUGCUUUGUUUCUUGACCUCAUAGGAAAGUCUGUAUAGCAAAGACUUUGAAACUUUGGGCCAAAUACUGCACUGAUACACAACCAGCGUUUGGCCCCCGUGUCAAAACUGGACGCAGACAUAACCUGGAGGUAACAAAGGAAAAAGCCUCAGGGAGGCAUCUUUUCCUGGAGGUCAUUAGUACAGUCUGAGCGCUGUGUCUGUAAGCAAGCACAUCCAAGAAGUCCUCAAGUCCUGAAUUUUAAAGAAAGGUGAUAGCAGGAACUGCCCAAAUAUCUUACAUUUGCAUUUUCUUUUUUAAAUUAAAACGGAUGUAAUUGCAUCGUUUGGUUAAAGCUCUAAGGGUUGCACAGAGCUGUGUUAGUAGCCAUGUGCAGCAAAUGAACUGUGUUGUGUUGCUGUUCUGAAAUUGCUAACGAGGCACAAGGUCACAUCAGCUUGGCCUGAGAUAAUCACGCUGUGGGCGUUACCGUGGUGCUCCUCGGGUAAUGCCUGUUCUCCUACGAGCCUAAUGUGCAAACUGCAAUGUGGUUUUCUUUGGACUGUAUCUGUGGUCCAGACUAGAUAUAUAGAUAUAUAUAUAUAUUCAAUUUUUAUUUUUAUGUGGGAAAGAUGAGGUUAAGAUUGCUGUCCCUGACAGUCUGGAAGGUUAAUGCUGAACCGUUUUUAUGGUCUGUAUUUCACCUGUUCUGCCACCUGAAUUGUUGGAAUGUAUCCGUGCAGGCUUUGUGGAGCUCUGUCUGUAACCCUUUUUGUGGCUCUCGUAAUACAUAUAUAUAUUUUUAAACCUUUGAGUCACUUCAGUAUUUUAAAGUGUCCGGUGUCCCUGGUGCGUUCUGCCUGACGUGCCCUCGUGUGCUGGGUCGGUUCGUGGGGUGCUGCCCCUUUUCAUUUCUGCUUGUGCAAAACGUGAACUGAAACAGCUGUGAACUGGGCAGGCCAGUUCCAGUGCAGAACCCACAGGUGUCAAAAUAUUAAACCAAGUGACUGCAGGUGCUCAUCUUCAAGGUGCUUUGAGUAGAAAAUAAGAACCUUCUAAAAAGUGCCUCCUACUUGUGACCAGUGGAUCACGCUUUUGGGGCCACGGCGGGUAGUACAGGGACAACACGAAGUGAAGCUUUUCCUAGGGUCUGUUGUUAAAGUUGUGGGAUUUAAUAGGAAUCCUGUGGUCCAGCACAAUUGGGAAUUGUUGCUACAGAGUAGUGUGGAAAAAACAUUCUGUCCAGGAUAUCUGGAUUUAUGCAUCCCAAAGAUGUAUGACUUUUCAUCUAUCUAUCUUCAUUUGUUUCUGUUCUUUGGAAAUACGUCCAUUGGAUGUGUAAGAUUGGCUUCUAAUUCACAUAAUUGCUGAACUCUCCUAACAGCAGCUGUUCCAGGAUUUCCGAUGCUGUAAUUUACAUAUGUAGACUAAUUAUAUUGAGCAAGAACCCAUUCAAACAUGUUCAUUAUAAAUACCAGUCGUAUUUGUGUGCCGUAGCGGCAGAGGUUACCUUAUUACAUGUCCAAAAACUUAAUCAACAGGUUCCAUUGACACUAAGUCAAACAGAUCUGCGUAAGGUCAUGAUCUGUUUUAGUAAGUUUUAUUUAAAGACAUGUUGGCUUACAGAGAUCUUGGCUUUCCUCUCUCUAAGUAAUGGAUAAAUUAUCCACGUUUAUAUUCAAUUCUCCAUCAUUGUUUUUUUUUUAUUCUGCAGGAUGAGUUUCAGUUCACAUUUUGGAACAUAAUAAGGAGAGACAAAAGAAACUAUUUAUACAGGUGAAUAUAUCUUUUAAGAGAGAAGCAGUUAUAUAAUAAAUGGAUUAGAGUUACUGUCAAAAUAGGUUUUGUUCAUCUUGUCACAAUAACUUGAGCUUUAAAGUAAGGCUUAUUUCACAGCUGAUAUCUGUAUAACCCUGGAACAUUUGAAAGAUUCCUUGGUUAGACAUUUCAAAUUAUAUGAAGAAAUACGAUCUACUUCUGCAAAUUAAAGAGUCUCAGAGAAGUGAUGGUACAUUUUACAGUGCCUUAUAUAUAUGUGUAUAUAUAUAUAUGUAUAUAUAUAUAAUGCCUAUGUGUAUAUAAUGUAUACAUAACUGUACAUAUAUUCAAGUCAAAGUAGUUAUAGGUGUCCCUAUCUGGUGUAUUUUAAAUGGAACUGGUCUGUGUUGAUAGAAAAAGAAAUGGUUGUAUCCGCAGCAAAAUACAAAACCAAAAAUACUUAUGAAAACGUUAGCAAAUAAAACAGACUGAAAACAGUG
Messenger RNA from Numida meleagris (helmeted guineafowl), 9672 nucleotides. RefSeq names its product zinc finger DHHC-type containing 8 (gene ZDHHC8). The coding region runs from base 1663 to 3552 and encodes 629 amino acids. Gene Ontology annotation, molecular function: palmitoyltransferase activity. NCBI's taxonomy places the organism in Eukaryota, Metazoa, Chordata, Aves, Galliformes, Numididae. The record is from RefSeq and is a predicted model, not a curated record. Gene Ontology annotation, biological process: protein palmitoylation. The transcript has 10 exons.